AUGACGGGCAUGUUGUUAAGUCGUACGAGUUGACGACUGUACCAUGAGACCGGCUUCUCAUUCACGCUUCAUUCUAGCUUUGGUUACAACGCGUUUAAAAAUGGUUUUAUCUUUGGGGUUUCGCAAGACUUUUUUCUGUCAUGAAUUAAUUAAUUGAUCAUACGAAACCACGCGUUCAGACUCCUUAAAAGUAAUUCCGUGAACGUAUAUGGGUAUCAUCGUAUUUUAACCCUUUCACGAUCAUAAGAUUUCAAGGACUGAAUAAUCCAAUACAGUACUAUUGUUAACAUAACCGUCAGAAGAUAUAUUUUUUAUUUGUUUAGAAAUAAAUUUGGAGAAAUUAUUUUAAUUUCGGGGGGAUAUGUAACAAAUUUCAUAAAUGGUAAAAUAUUUUACAUGAUCCUGCAAGGGUUAACAUACCAAACACCUAGCCAAAUCAUCUAUGUUUAGUGGGAGACUCACGAAAAAUAAACCAAAACGAAAUUCGCGAGGAGCCAGAUAACGUCGCUUCGAUAAUUUUGGUGGAAUUUAUUCGGUCAAACCAUCGAUGCAUUAGUUUCUUUUUCUAACAUCUCAAGAAACGCUUCCUAUGGCUUUAAAUCUUGAAUGUAUUCCAUUGAAGAAUUAAUUUUUUAUUAUUAUUUUAAUGUGACAUUCAUAUGAGGUUAGGCUUUUAGUGCAAGUGAAGUGUUCAAGAUAUUUAUAAGAAAGACUAACUAAUCUCCAAUCAGCAGAUUUACUUGGUUAAAUUAAACAAUGGACAUAUAGACAACACGAAGCUAGUGUUAAAAUACAGUGAAAUAUUUUUGAUAAGUUUAAUCUUCACAUUGAAGUUAACCAAAGCAUUUUAGCUACAAAAAGUGUCUUAAAACUCCACUCAAAGUGUCUUAAAACAACUUGCGAAACUGGUUUCUAAUGAAAAUAGGGGCGAGCAGUAUUCUUGAAUAGGAUCAGAAAGAUCCGGUUUUAAUUUCGCACUUUGUGAUCGCGACAUUUUUCUAAAUCAAUGUUUUUUAGUUUGGGAGUUUUGGAGAUAAAUAUAAAGCUAUGGCACAUCCACACUGCAUCAGUUUGUUUUAGAAUCUUGUGGAAUGAAGAUACUAUACCUGACGUUACUCGCAGCGAUCGUGUGUGGAGUUUUUGGUGUCGGUUAGUUUGUUGCAGCUUUGAAUUCGAGAAGAUAUUUGAGGCUGAAAGUUGUAUUUUUUUCUGUUUGUGUUUAGAUGAUGGUUUAAUGAUUCCGCAUGAAAGGACAACUAUCGACGAUUGUAAAAUACGUUACUACGCGGACAUUUCGGUAGGCUUUAGUGCUCCUUCAUUGGGAUACAUAUCAUCGCGUCUUGAGCAUACCCACGCAGCAGCUAUCGGUUGGCUGAACGAAAAAGGCAAAAUUGAGUUUGGCUGCGGUGGUUCACUCAUAUUGGAAAGCUUCGUUCUUACAGCAGCACACUGUAUGGAUAAUCCAAAUACACUCGAAAGACCAUCAAUAGUUCGAUUAGGCGAUCGCAAUCUGAUACACAGUAAGGAUUCUGAAUAUGCACAACAAAUAAAAAUAAGAGAUAUAAUACCUCAUCCAGGAUAUAACAGCACAACUUCCCAUUUUGACAUUGCCAUACUGGUGUUGGAAGAACCUGCAAGAAUAAACUUUGGAGUUAUACCGGCGUGCCUGUGGCUAGACGAUGAACUUCCCUUCCCGUCACUUUAUGCCGCUGGCUGGGGAGCAAAUGGGUUUGAUAAAAAACCCAACAACUAUCUCGUGACAGCGUGGCUUUCCCCCGUGAAAAAUGAAGAAUGUAUAGUUAAACUUACAGGUCGGGUUCCCCGAAUGAAACUAGCCAAUGGUAUAAUCGAUCACCAGCUAUGCGCAGCAGGUAUCGAAAUGGACACUUGCAAGGGAGACUCUGGAGGACCUCUGUAUAGCAAACUAAAUUUUGCAAACAAACUAGUUCCAUUUCUUGUCGGCGUGACGUCGUAUGGCGGACCAUGUGGAUUUUCGCAGCCGGGUGUGUAUGUGCGGGUGUCCAAAUUUAGAGAUUGGAUUAUCGAAACGAUACGACAGUUUAAUCCAUCGGUGACUGCAUCCACGUUUGACCCUAUGAGUUGUGCAAAAAGAAACCUUUUCUUCCGUGAAGCCGAUAAGCGGACGAUGUUCCAAGAGAGAGAGCCAAACAGUGUGCAGCUUAUAUAUCCGCAACAACCGUCUCGUGUCGAUUGUGGAGGCAUUUUGGCUGAGCCUGAUGCUGUUAUAACGUUGGCCACUUGCGUGAAAUUGAAUGGUGCUGAUCCUACCCUCGUAAAGUUGUUCGAUUCGGAGGUGAUUGAUGUAAAUGAUAUUGUUUACCAUCCAAAUUUUGGGGGACAUCUUCAAAAUAAUAUUGCAAUUAUAAAGCUUAAGCGCUUUUCCAACUUUCGUCCGCAUUGCAUUGAGUACGAUGUACCAAAAGAUUGGCUUUUAGAGCUUCCCGUAAUUAUCCCUACUCCCCUAAACAUUGUCAAAAAACAAACACCGUUCACGUAUAAACCUGCGAGGUCGCAGGCAAUAUUAUUCGAGAAUCCCAAAUGCAGUAAUAUUACGCAAUCCUUUGGUGCGUCACCUCAAGGUUUACCAAGAGAGCUAAAACAGCGAGUUUUGCCAACUAUCAGUCUGUCGCACCUGGUGCAUGUCAUCCUGUGUUGGGUGGACCCAUUUACACAUCUCUUUCUAAAUUUCCCUAUGGUUUAAACCUUCCCGGGCGCGAAUGUGGACUCGGAAAACCCGCGGUGGGUUUGCUGCUUAAGUCCUACAAAUCAUGGUUCGAAUCAGUCUUUCUACCAAGGAAAGGUCAAGGAGGAACCGGCUUGACUGCUGCCUCGGUAUCCAGUGCUGCCUCGCUAUCGAGUGCUGCCGCGGUGUCCAGUUUUUAUCAUAAUCCAAACCAGGGAGAUCAAAGUGUUUUCAAUGGAGUGAAGGGUGUGUGUGUAUCAGUUGGUAGCUGCUCCACCCAAACAAUAACGAUCCAGAACAGCUUUCUUUUGUGCAAGAGUAGCUCGUAUGUUUGUUGGCCGUUCCAGCUCCAAUCGACUGAAAUAUAUCUAGAAUUUAAUGAAUGUGAGACACGCUACCAACAAUUUAGGUUGGAGCGACAGAAUCGAUGGCGAAACGAUGAACACACGCUUCAAUAUUCACACACGGCUGCGAUAGGACUUCAAAAUGCGACUGAAUUCAAACCUGUUUGUCCAGGAUAUCUUAUCAGUACUCGCGGUGUGGUUACCGCUGCUUCCUGCUUGGGCAAAUUAUCAAUCGAUCAAAUGAUGGUGCGCCUCGGCUGGCAUGGCGAGGAAAGCGAUCCUUCAACAAUCAGAUUUGAGCCGGUUCAUUCUAGAAACGUACAUCCAUUGUACAAUGAAACGACUGGAACGCACAACAUCGCUGUGAUAAAGCUAAAGAACGCUAUCCAACCUAACGUUCAUUUGUUUCCUGCCUGCUUAUGGCGGAAUAGAUUAGAGUCACCAGUAAUGCAACGCAUACUAUCCGAUGAGUUUGAAGGGUUUGAACUAAUACACCCGCUAUACAAAACGGACUGCGAGAAACGUUUGAAUUGUCCGCCGCUACCACAGGAAAUCGCUUGUAUGCGUAUUGCGGAUAACAACUGUGCGCUACCAGUAUCGAGAGAAUACGCUUGCAACGAUCGCUUGAAAUUAAAAUUAAAGAAAAACUGCUACCAGGCUGGCAAUCCUAUUGUGUGGAGAAAGAAAGACCAUACCGGCAUUACCGAAUACCUGUUGGGUGUCUACAGCAUCGGAGAUUGCAAAUCGGAAGUUUCGCUGCACAUUGUGCAGCGGGUGGCAUUCUACAUCGACUGGAUUGCUAAAGUGCUGCUUUGAAAUCUUGUACCUUGUAUACUUGUAUCUUGUGUUUGGUUGUAGUGCAAAUAAAUGAUACAAUUUGAGCAAAAAGAUCAUUUUCAUUCAUUGUUUCAGGGACAGCUGUUCCUGAGUGUCAUACAAUUCGUUGAACCACAUGUCACAUUGUUUAGUUAAUGAUUCGG
Anopheles merus is the source of this 4028-nucleotide messenger RNA. RefSeq names its product polyserase-2-like. The record is from RefSeq and is a predicted model, not a curated record. Gene Ontology annotation, biological process: proteolysis. Bases 1007 to 2722 code for a protein of 571 amino acids. The transcript has 10 exons. Gene Ontology annotation, molecular function: serine-type endopeptidase activity. Lineage: Eukaryota; Metazoa; Arthropoda; Insecta; Diptera; Culicidae.